GUAAUCCUAAACCCUACAUACCAUUUUUAUGUACCAGUCAUCUUCCGAAACUUUUUGGGGCAGAUCUGACAAUCAAUCGCACAAUUCAUCAUCGCGAUAAUCUUGCGACCACAAACUCCAGAUUUACUCUAGAGAUCAUCAAGAUGGCGGCUACUAGCCAGAACUUUUACGAGCUGUACCGACGAAGCAGCGUCGGUACCGCUCUCACCGAUACCCUCGAUGAUUUAAUCACCGAUCAUCGAAUAGACCCUCAGCUUGCCAUGAAGAUCCUGGCCAAUUUUGAUCGCGCUAUAACAGAGGUGCUUCAAGAUAAGGUUAAGGCUCGUCUGACGUUCAAGGGGAGUCUUGAUACAUACCGAUUCUGUGAUGAGGUCUGGACCUUCCAGCUUAAGAACGUCACCUUCAAGAUGGAGAACGGCGGACAGGUUGUCUCGGCAGACAAGGUCAAGAUAGUGUCGUGCACUGCGAAGCCUGCGGGAGCUACCGCAUAGUGCGUCCUGUUGCUUUUUCCGGAAUCGCGAAAGUCGGCUGUCUCGUUUUUAACGAGCUACAUGCAUUCGACGAGGCGACAUCGGAGGCGUUGUACUUUUAUAUCACGAUACAUCAUGCGUCUACGAACAUGCGUAGAGAACGGCUAGUUCAUGCGCUUCUCCAUCCUUCCGACUACCUUCUCUUUCCUACGAACCCGUUCAUACGAACCGACGCGAUCUCGAUGAACAAGGUCAACUCCAACGGUUUUCUCGCGAAGUUUCGGGUUUGAUAAUGAGGCAAAGAUUCAGGUCGGAAGGUGGCAUCACUGUGUAAUUAUGGUUCAUUUCCUUCGCAACGGAUAUGAGGAUGCUGGCAUACGGUGACGGAAUACAUCAUGAGUGAUUUUCAGGGCGUUAUACGGAACGGAGCAACCUCAGAUUGUACUGACUUUGCACGCACAAUCGGGAUUAUGCAUUGCAUUUCGCUUAAUAAAAAGAGGUUUGGUAAA
This is a messenger RNA of Annulohypoxylon maeteangense, 979 nucleotides long. RefSeq names its product transcription initiation factor IIA gamma chain. Gene Ontology annotation, cellular component: transcription factor TFIIA complex. The coding region runs from base 144 to 491 and encodes 115 amino acids. Gene Ontology annotation, molecular function: RNA polymerase II general transcription initiation factor activity; TBP-class protein binding. The transcript is spliced from 3 exons. Gene Ontology annotation, biological process: transcription initiation at RNA polymerase II promoter; RNA polymerase II preinitiation complex assembly. NCBI's taxonomy places the organism in Eukaryota, Fungi, Ascomycota, Sordariomycetes, Xylariales, Hypoxylaceae. The record is from RefSeq and is a predicted model, not a curated record.